UCUUUCCUGGGUGUUGAAGGGCCUUGAGUGUAGAUGUGUGUUUGUUGUUGAAUAAAAGAUGAAAAUGGACAUGGUCUAAUGACUUGUAUCGGCACACAACAACUUACAUGGCGGUCACGUCACGUCACGUCACGCUGCUGUCCUUCCUUCCUCUACGCCACGGAGCGUGUCCUAGCUCCUCGCCGCGCGUGUGCCCGCCAGUCUGCGGCAGUCAGGCUCGCCUUUUUCCGCAGUCAGCAGUCAGCCUGCCGCGGCUCCGCUCCGCCGUCAAUGUCGCUCUCAUCGGCGGCUGGUCGCCGUGGAGCCGCCUCGCGGUAACUGGCGUCCCCGCCGCAUCGUUACUCAUUCACGGCAGCGGAGUUGGGACGAGUCGACGACCCCCGCGGUGCGUGUUGGACCAACAGCGACACCUAAAUGUGCUGAACGCGGACACGUCGGCAGCGGGGGAGACACAUCAUCGAACACCGGGAACUACCGGCCACAUUGGUGACGUAGCACCGUACAACUACCAUUCAUGCUACACAACUCUACCAUGUCUGCAGAUUCAAUCAAUAAGGAGGCAAUAUCAAGCAGCGUUGGGAGUAACUCAAUGCAUGCCCUCCCGAGUUUUGCCCUUGGUGAUUCUUCCGUUGAUGUCCCCUGUGGACUUUGGACUGUCUUCCUCGAUCCUGGACCCUCGCCCGGACGCGGACCUUGUCACUCCUCUCCUGCCCUGGACCACCUGCCUGCCCCACGGACUGCCUCGUUCCUUCGCUCUCAACACUUGGUAACACACACUUCAGCUAACUACACACAUAACCUCACACACACACACACUCUUGGGUUUUGACACUCUCCAUUUCCUUAGCUAAGUUUAUUAGUUAGUAUUGUUUAUUAUUGACUAUAUAUAUAUAUAUAAUACAUUAUUGAACAUUACUGCCCCCUGGUGUCUGAGCCGUCAUCUCCCUCUGUUAAACCAUAACACUUUGGCCAUUAAAAGCCAGUCAUUACCAGGAGUUAUCUCACCUUCUGAGCAGCCUCUGAUGUACUAAUGGUUUCUAAUGUUGUAAAAAUGUGUGGAAUAAAUAUUA
Messenger RNA from Entelurus aequoreus (snake pipefish), 1070 nucleotides. RefSeq lists its product as uncharacterized. The record is from RefSeq and is a predicted model, not a curated record. Lineage: Eukaryota; Metazoa; Chordata; Actinopteri; Syngnathiformes; Syngnathidae. The coding region runs from base 108 to 770 and encodes 220 amino acids. The transcript is spliced from 4 exons.